UUCAAAUGCAUACAGCGCAUCCUGAUUGGCCAGUGAAACCAGUCAACCGCAUGCGUAGUACAGGAAAUACAAACGAUGGAUUGGUAUCAGAGAUGUAACGGUUACAAUCAAUGACAUUCAUGUACACCACAAAGGCUGCGGUGACAUAUGUCUUUUGGAAAAAUAUCUGGUUCAAACUAUUUAAUUCUGAAAACAACAGUAAUCGCACAAUCCUAUUUUAUGUAUUCGGUCCAAGUUUACCGAGAGCACCUGAAGGCAGCACGUUGAGGAACAGGAAAUGAAGGCUGUUUUGGGCAGACACUUUCCUCCGUGCAGACGGUGAGUGCUAAACUCAAGAUUUCUCGCUCGAAACCUCUUUCUAGAUUGUAAACGAGGUGUCGCCAAGAUUUAAAUGUAUAAAUGUUAAAUUCGAGGUUAAAACAUAGCCGAGAGAGCAGCUUCAACCACCGUUACUAUGACGUCACGUUACUAGUUUGCAAGUGCCGCGGUAACGUUAGUUCAAAUGAACGAUGUAUAAAAGUUACAUUUUGUUUUGUUGGUGGGUUGUUUGAGGUGUCUGAAAUAACGCACCUGGAAGCCACACACUGAGUUUGUUUGCUGCUUGUGUGAAAGAAAACUGCGGUUAAAAUAAAUAAAUCAACUUCACGUUAUGAAGAGUACAACUAAGUAAAGUUAACCAGAACCACUAACGAAAUUAUUGACAAAUCACAGUCAUUAGUAAACGAUAAAGAAUAAAGCUGUCGGGUUUAAAAAGUACCCGGUCGAUCUGUGGCUAAAAUGAAUGCCUUGACAGCUACCAGCAUACAGGGAUCGGGUUUACGGGGUCAGCUGCAUAACUGAGCAGCCUGUCCUGACCACAAAGUGUGUGUGUGUGUGUGUGUGUGUGUCGGGGCUGGUGGGUGCUGGCAGAAGCCCUCCUAUUGUCAACGCUCACACACACAUACACACAUACACCGCACACUAUAUAACUGAUCCUCUCAGAGGGGCCGAGUCGGGUUUUUUGGUUUCAGUGCAAGAUGGAUAGACUUCUGUGAAUGAGGCAAGCCAUACUGUUAAUGGGGAAGCACUAAUUAUACACUCGGGGCCCUGUUCAUUAGAUGCACCUGUACUGUACAAUCUAAUGCAAUCUAAUACAACAGUUACACCGUCAUAGAGAUGUUACGUAUAUGACGUUUUAGCUCGUGUCGGACUACAUUUGAUUGUGUUUCUUAUAUUUAUGUUUUCUCCUAGUAUAUGUAAAUAUAGGAAGGGCAGAACAUCAGAAACCUCACAUUAUAAUGUAGUCCUCCAGUACAACCCCACCUUUGACCUUUUAGUAAUAGAUCUAUAAUUUAAUUUACACAUUGCUCAUAAUGUUCUUUCAAAACUCAACACUCGAGCUUUGUAAAGGUAGAAUUUAUAACACUGCUUUUGUAUUAGAUUCUAAUAGAUUGUACAUCUGUUCCCAUGUUUCCCAUCUGCUAAAUAUUUUUACAAUUAAUCAUUUGUCUAACAUGUCAGAAAAUAGGGGAAAUACCUAUUAUUCCUCUUCAAAUGUCUUGUUUUAUCCAUCCAACAAUCCAAAACACAAAGGUAUUGUCUUACUUAUGAAAGUUUUAAACCAAACAAACCAACUGUUGCUUGGAAAACAAAUGAAAGUAUAAUUAAUGAUCAAAAUAGUUACAUUUUGUGUUAAUUGACUGAACCCAAUGACAUUCCGUCCCGUUUAAGUCUUCACUAGGUUACAUUCACCUAACAGUUGUAGCAAGUUAUUGUGUUUUGCUGAACACGUAGCUUUUCAUCCAUCCUGCUGUCCUGCCAGAUCUUCUUCUCCCUAAUCCUUGGUCCUGAGCCUGGCCUCUAGUCUCCACCAUGGACAACCUAGAGGAGGACUUGACGUGCUCUGUGUGCUACUCUCUGUUCGCUGACCCACGUGUCCUGCCGUGCUCGCACACCUUCUGUAAGACCUGCCUGGACAACCUGCUCCAGGUGUCUACCAACUAUUCCAUCUGGCGUCCACUCCGCCUGCCGCUAAAAUGCCCCCAAUGCCGCAGCGUGGUAGAGCUGCCCCCGAUGGGCGUAGACUCUCUGCCCACCAACAUAUCUCUGCGAGCCAUCAUCGAGAAAUACCAGAGUGACAGUGCACCGCGACACCCUUCCUGUCAGGAGCACCACAGGCAGCCUCUGAACAUGUACUGCAUCCAGGAUCGGCAGCUGAUCUGUGGGCUGUGUCUGACUGUCGGGCAGCACCAGGACCAUCCCAUAGAUGACCUUCAGGCAGCAUUCGACAGAGAAAAACAGACUCCAUCGCUACUGCUGGCCAGCCUCUCAGAGCAGAGAUGGGGACAGGUGUGUGAGCUGGGGGAGCAGCUGGAGCAGGAGAAGGUCCGCUGUGAGGGUCUAGUGAGGCAGGACCGACAGGAGGUUCAUCAGUUUUUUCAGUCGCUGGAGGUGGUGCUGGCCAGGAAGAGACACGCCUACCUGGAGGCACUGGAUAAAGCGGGUGCAGAGGUGUCCCAGGUUUACGACCCUCUCAUUCACAGAGUAAAGGCACUCCAGGAAGAACAGAUGGACCUGGUGUCCUUGGGUUCAUCCGUAGAGGAGGAGGACUCGCCGUUGAUCUUCCUGGAGCAGGUCCAUUUGUUCCGAGAGAGGGUUGAAGAGUUUAUUAAAACCCCUCUGCCCUCGGUGAUAAACCUCUCCGUCACUCCGCGGGCAGCAGAGCACCUGCAGCGGCACUGGCCUGCUGUGACUAUCGGGAGCCUGGAGGACGCACCUGUCCCUACGGUGUGCUGCUGCGCCAGAUGUGGCGGUGUGGAGGCUGGUGUGGAAACGGAAGCCGGACGAAGGGAUCAGUCCGACAGCCGGGGGCCGAGGUUGUGGUGGGAACUGCAGCCCACUCUCCCUGUGAUGCUGCUGGGGCUGCUGCUGCUAACGCUGCUGCUCUGGGUCAACCCGGUCGGGGGGGCGUCACUCGGUUUCUCUCUGCUCGCUCAGUUUAGUCAGUUAGUCCACGGCCUGAGCAGUGAACUGAUCACAUCUGUCUGGGACACAGCAGGGUCAGCUUGCACUGUGUUGGAGGCCGCUGUAGAAAGAUGGAGCUCUCGCCUCUCCUCAGUGGGGGAAAAGACAUCCCAGCAGCUUGCUGCCUUUUUAAAAAACUGACUCAAUUAAUUUAGAGGCUGACAAAGCUUUACUUCCACACUCCUGUCAUGAAGGAAAACGCAUACCUUUUUAAAAGCCUGCUAUUGUCCUGGACAUUCAAGGCAAGUGUAAGGAAAAUUAAUGCAACAAAAUGUACCAUUAUACAAUUGGAUAGAACAAAAAUCUUUUACUUAAAAUGGAUCGAGUAGAAAUAAUUUGAACAUCCAAUUUGAAAUGCUUGAACCAUUAUAUGCAGAUGAUGGUGAAUUUCGUUCUACGCCGACCAGGGGAAACAUCGGAUGUGACUUACUCAUGCAUUCGAAUGUUCGUGUAACCGCACGGAAAUUGUCUUAAAAGAAUGUCGAUGUUUAUGUAGCCGUACAUCUUAUUGUAUAAUUAUUUAAGUGUUAUGUUCCCAUUUAUGGUAACUAAUGAGCAUUAAUAAUUUUUUUUUCUUCCAUAGGUUAA
Molecule: messenger RNA, 3591 nt
Organism: Cyclopterus lumpus (lumpfish)
Lineage: Eukaryota; Metazoa; Chordata; Actinopteri; Perciformes; Cyclopteridae
Gene: trim59
Product: tripartite motif containing 59
Exons: 4
Coding region: 1852-3144 (430 amino acids)
Biological process (GO): cilium assembly
Cellular component (GO): cilium; intraciliary transport particle B; centrosome
Molecular function (GO): zinc ion binding
Source: RefSeq, a predicted model, not a curated record